This is a messenger RNA of Biomphalaria glabrata, 1887 nucleotides long. RefSeq lists its product as uncharacterized. The transcript has 3 exons. Bases 1 to 1887 code for a protein of 628 amino acids. NCBI's taxonomy places the organism in Eukaryota, Metazoa, Mollusca, Gastropoda, Planorbidae. The record is from RefSeq and is a predicted model, not a curated record.
AUGACGUUGUACUAUGAAAGAAACUAUGCACUACAAACUCUCACCAACUACAUCCAUAUCUCCGUCAGAAACUAUGCACUACAAACUUUCACCAACUACAAGCCUAUCUACGUCAGAAACUAUGCACUACAAACUCUCACCAACUACAACCCUACCUACGUCAGAAACUAUGCACUACAAACUCUCAACAACUACAAGCCUACCUCCUUCAGAAAUUAUGCACUACAAACUCUCACCAACUACAAGCCUAUCUACGUCAGAAACUAUGCACUACAAACUCUCAACAACUACAAGCCUAUCUACGUCAGAAACUAUGCACUACAAACUCUCACCAACUACAAGCCUACCUCCGUCAGAAAUUAUGCACUACAAACUCUCACCAACUACAAGCCUAUCUACGUCAGAAACUAUACACUACAAACUCUCACCAACUACAAGCCUACCUCCGUCAGAAAUUAUGCACUACAAACUCUCACCAACUACAACCCUAUCUACGUCAGAAACUAUACACUACAAACUCUCACCAACUACAAGCCUAUCUACGUCAGAAACUAUGCACUACAAACUCUCACCAACUACAAGCCUAUCUACGUCAGAAACUAUGCACUACAAACUCUCACCAACUACAAGCCUAUCUACGUCAGAAACUAUCCACUACAAACUCUCACCAACUACAAGCCUACUUUUGUCAGAAAUUAUGCACUACAACCUCUACCAACUACAAGCCUAUCUACGUCAGAAACUAUGCACUACAAACUCUCACCAACUACAAGCCUAUCUACGUCAGAAACUAUGCACUACAAACUCUCACCAACUACAAGCCUAUCUACCCCAAAUGUUCCUAGCCCAAAUGUUGCUAGUCCAAAUGUUCCUAGUCCAAAUAUUCCUAGCCCAAAUGUUCCUAGCCCAAAUGUUGCUAGUCCAAAUGUUCCUAGUCCAAAUAUUCCUAGCCCAAAUGUUCCUAGCCCAAAUGUUGCUAGUCCAAAUGUUCCUAGCCCAAAUGUUCCUAGCCCAAAUGUUCCUUGCCCAAAUGUUGCUAGUCCAAAUGUUCCUAGUCCAAAUAUUCCUAGCCCAAAUGUUCCUAGCCCAAAUGUUGCUAGUCCAAAUGUUCCUAGUCCAAAUAUUCCUAGCCCAAAUGUUCCUAGCCCAAAUGUUGCUAGUCCAAAUGUUCCUAGUCCAAAUAUUCCUAGCCCAAAUGUUCCUAGCCCAAAUGUUGCUAGUCCAAAUGUUCCUAGCCCAAAUGUUCCUAGCCCAAAUGUUCCUUGCCCAAAUGUUGCUAGUCCAAAUGUUCCUAGUCCAAAUAUUCCUAGCCCAAAUGUUCCUAGCCCAAAUGUUGCUAGUCCAAAUGUUCCUAGUCCAAAUAUUCCUAGCCCAAAUGUUCCUAGCCCAAAUGUUGCUAGUCCAAAUGUUCCUAGUCCAAAUGUUCCUAGUCCAAAUGUUCCUAGCCCAAAUGUUGCUAGUCCAAAUGUUCCUAGUCCAAAUGUUCCUAGUCCAAAUGUUCCUAGUCCAAAUAUUCCUAGCCCAAAUGUUCCUAGCCCAAAUGUUCCUAGUCCAAAUGUUCCUAGUCCAAAUGUUCCUAGCCCAAAUGUUCCUAGUCCAAAUGUUCCUAGCCCAAAUGUUCCUAGUCCAAAUGUUCCUAGUCCAAAUGUUCCUAGCCCAAAUGUUCCUAGUCCAAAUGUUCCUAGUCCAAACGUUACUGUUCCAAAUGUUCCUGUUCCAAAUGUUCUGACGGAGGGGCACAAUGGCGGGCUCGAGUCCGGGAGCCUCACGACGACAGUCCAGAGCGCAUACUACUACAAGAUGUACCAAAGAAACAUAACCAUAAGUGGGGAAAAGAGGGAGGCGGGGAGAUAUAAGAAUUUACGGGCCAAAAGUAGAUGUUUGUGA